Molecule: messenger RNA, 1599 nt
Organism: Cyphellophora attinorum
Lineage: Eukaryota; Fungi; Ascomycota; Eurotiomycetes; Chaetothyriales; Cyphellophoraceae
Product: putative transporter
Exons: 1
Coding region: 1-1599 (532 amino acids)
Biological process (GO): transmembrane transport
Molecular function (GO): transmembrane transporter activity
Source: RefSeq, a predicted model, not a curated record
AUGGCCGUCGAAAACGAGGAGACACCACUCCUAACAAGCGAUGCUGCCUCCGAGGAACGGAUUUAUCGUACCCAAAGCAAAGAUGUCGACGCAAACAUUGUCGAUUUCAACAUCGAGCACGACCCGGACAAUCCUCAAGAUUGGUCCCCCAAAUACAAAUGGACCGUCACAGCAUUGCUGGCUUUCAUGGCCUUCAGCACGACCUUCACCUGUAUAGGCGUUGUACCUGUCGCCGAUCGCAUUGUCCGAGAUCUUACCCCUGACCACACUUCUGACAAAUCGGCUGCAGUCCUUUUGGUCACCAUCUGGGAGCUUGGUGAGGCUGCUGGACCGUUGCUCAUAGGUCCUCUGUCAGAGAUCCAUGGUCGAUUCAAAGUACUGAACGUCUGCAACGUGCUUUUCGUUGCGACUACGCUGAUGGCGGCUCUCAGUCAAACGACAACGCUAUUCAUUGCUGCGAGGGCUCUGACUGGAGUUUCUGUGGUCGCAAAUGUACUUGGCCCGGCUAUCGUGGCAGAUAUAUUCAUUCCUGAGCAGCGAGGUGGAGCUAUGUCUUUGAUCAUGUUAGCACCGCUGACAGGUGGCGCUCUGGGACCGGCUGUUGCAGGGGCAAUGAGUGAGACGUGGGGAUGGCGCAGCGUUGUCUGGCUUUCAGCACUAGCCAUGACCGUCUGCACCAUAUGUGUGUUCUUAGUCUACCGAGAGACUUACAAGGUUGUAAUUCUACGACGACGAGCUGCACAUCUUCGGGAAGUCACGGGUAACACAUCACUGCGGACUCCGUACGACGCUGGCCUCGAGAGCUUGACCACGAGCGUGCUCAGACCAUUUGUUGUCUACUUCCAUUCGCCAUAUAUCAUCCUCAUCUCAUUCUUUGCGGGUGCCACAUUCACAUGGUUCUAUAUCAUGUCGACUACCCUACCCGAAAUCCUGGAGCACCUCUACCAUCUGACUCCAGCCCAGAUCGGCAGCUCAUUCAUCACCUUCUCAGUUGGCUCUCUGACAGCUGUCAUCCUCUGUCAACUCACACUCGAUCGCAUUUACAUCUAUCUUCGCGAUCGGCCGCUGAGAAAGUACGAGCAAGACCAACGGGCACGGCCGCAAGGCGCACAGUCUGCCUCAAAACCUCCUAAGAUCAAGAAUUACCCGCAUCACCGCCUUCCGCCCAUCAUACUCGGCGCGCUCUUCAUGCCAGUAUUCAUCUGCUUCUACGGCUUGCUCCCCGCCGGUCUCUCUUUCAAGCCAGGCCACGGGCCCGCUCCGCUUCCUCUCGAGCUCGGCAACGUCGCGGUCAUGGGGUUCUUCCUGCUAUUCAGCUACUUGCCUGUUCUCCCAUACAUUACCGAACUAGCCCCACUGUAUGCGGCAAGCGCGAUGACCUCUGUCAUCGUGGUGAGGUGCUUAUUUGGGACUUUCCUUCCACUGGCUGUCGGUCCUAUGGUACAGCGAUAUGGCUGGGCCCGGGCGUUCCUUGGUUUAGCCGUAGUUGGUGUGGCUAUGGCGGGCAUCCCGACUGGGCUGUGGAUCUGGGGCGAGUAUAGACAGGGAAAGGAAGAGAGGAGGGCGCGGGAGCAAGAAGAGGUCGAGACUGCACACUGA